UUGCAUGUAUUUCUAUCUAUCUCAUUCGUAAAUUUAACGUUGCCUUUAAUCUGAAAUGAGAUCAUGUCAGUCUUCCCUCAGAAAAAAUUGAACGCAAGACAUUUCCUCUGUUCUUGGUGGGAUUGUUUUGAUUGAAACACUUCAUUUAACGAGGAAGUGUUGUUGGGCGUUUGCAGUGGUUGCGGCUGUAAGUGUGCUGUAGAAGUUUACUGUACUUUAAUGUUAAAUAAAGACUCUGGUGUUAGCUUAACAUACGUUAUCAUAGCAUAAUGAGGCCCACGAUUGGUGUUUUUCAGAUGUCUCACUGUUUUAUUGUGAUAAUGUAGAUUUAAGUGAAAAUUACAGUACUCCGUAGAAGAAAAUGAAAACGUGUUUAAUGUAAGAAACUCAAAGAAACGCUCUAACAACGUAUUAAGGUAGUUUCUGCAACUUGACAAUGUCACUCAACCACUUACCUGGGAUGGAGACUUCGGCCGUCUCUGUUCUGAAGAGAGCCGUGGAGUUGGACCAGAGUUCACGCUUUCAGGAGUCUCUGGUGUGCUACCAGGAAGGGAUUCAACUACUCAUGGAUGUCCUUAAAGCUGUGAAAGAUGAUUCCAAGAAAGUGCAUUAUAGGGAGAAGAUCAAGAAGUAUAUGGACAGAGCUGAACAGAUUAAAGAACAUCUUAAUAAAGCAAAAGAGGAGGGAAAAUAUCACGAACAGAUCAAGAUAUCAGACAGUGACACAGGAUUUAGCUAUGAAGUCCUCUUCAAGCCAUAUAUCAAUGAGGGCCUGACAGAGGUUUGGGUGGAGGACCCUUAUAUUCGCCAUAUUCAUCAGCUCUACAACUUCCUGCGUUUCUGUGAAAUGCUGUUGAAGGCCCCCUGCAAAGUCAAGAAAAUCCACCUUCUGACCUCCCAAGAUGAUGGAGACAGUUCUGCCCAGCAGGUCAGUGCCCUCAGUGAAAUCAAGGAGUCGCUUCAGAGCCAAAGUGUAGCCCUAGACAUCCAGUACUCCUCCACCAUCCAUGACAGGGAAAUCAGGUUUGACAAUGGCUGGAUCAUAAAGAUUGGUCGAGGACUUGACUAUUUUAAAAAGCCUAAGGGUAGAUUCUCUGUUGGAUAUUGUGAUUAUGACUUGAGAGAGUGUCACGAGACCUCUGUGGAUGUCUUUCACACAAAGCACACUAAGACAAGUUAGAGCUGGAUAACUACUUUGUGCCCUCUUACUUUUCUCAUUUUUAAAGACUAAGUGCCUUCUCAUAACAAUGCUAAUGAAAUGGCAUGUUAUGUUCCGGCUGAGCUGCAGUGCUCACAAAAACCACUCACAACCAAGUUACACGGGAUACCAUUUUUUUCAUUUUUUUUUUUUUUUUCAUUUUGCUCCUGCUAUCAUGAACCAAAUGGGCCACGGUGAACCAAUGUGCACCACAUAAUGGCUUAAUGUACGGAUUUAUAUGUAAUAAUGUCUUAAUGGUUACAACGUUGUAUUGUGUUUUAAAUGCUUUUGAUAUCUGUUGAUCUUUGGAUACUAAGGUUUAAUUUUAAUAAACUAUUCAACUGUU
Alosa alosa (allis shad) is the source of this 1544-nucleotide messenger RNA. It is a transcript of the gene mitd1, whose product is annotated as MIT, microtubule interacting and transport, domain containing 1. Lineage: Eukaryota; Metazoa; Chordata; Actinopteri; Clupeiformes; Clupeidae. The record is from RefSeq and is a predicted model, not a curated record. Gene Ontology annotation, cellular component: midbody. Gene Ontology annotation, biological process: midbody abscission. The coding region runs from base 437 to 1180 and encodes 247 amino acids. The transcript has 7 exons.